AUGAAGCUGCUCAACUCUCUUUCCACUCUUACUUUGAUCCUUCUCCAAACCCUUCCCACAAUUGCCCACGAUGAAGAUGAACCAGAAACCAAUAGAUCAAGCACCUCACUUCUCUCCUUGACAACUUCGUCGCUCAACAUCAAAGCAAACGCUUCAAAUAUCGAAGUCCCAACUUUCACAACGACAAUAACUCACAAUACGCCAUUUAACACCCCACAUCCACAAACCAAAUCGGAACCACAAAGUACUAAGACGCCCAAACAUCACACGAAUGGUCAUAAUUCAAGCUCCACUACCCACGCCACAACUUCAAGUACGCAGUACAAAAACUUGAGCUCGAGCCCACACGCGACGGGCUCGUACACUCAAUAUGGAAGCAAAAGUUACAGCCUGCCAAAGAUCACGACUCAAAGCCAACACGGAAGUACAAGUUACAAAACUGGGGCCGCAAGCCCAAAAAUGCUACACGAGAACUCUACCUCCACAUCCCGUAGCAUGAAGGCUACAAGUACGCAGACUCAACCUCAAAACUCCACAAACAGCCAGAAACUCACAGGUUCUGUGUUCAUAACUCAACAGCCCAAGUCAACCUCCAGCCAGAAUUCUACAAGUCACAUCCCACCACUCACUUCUUCUCAAAACCAAGCACCGCAACAGACUUCGACCUCCACUUCGCAGCCAACUUCUCAAGGCUCUCAGAAGCCUGAUCCAGAACAGAGCGGUGGCUCCGGAAUCCACGUCCAUACUGCAACACUCAUUGUCCUCACAAAAACUCAAACCUCGACGAUCGUCUCCUCCGAGUCGGAUAGUACUUACACGACGACUGUUCCUGCCUCUACUACUACAAUCACCACUUUCACCACAAUCACUUCCCCGACACCAAUCGGACAAAAUAAGAUAGUGAAGAGGGCAAUUGAGAAGAGAUAA
Molecule: messenger RNA, 927 nt
Organism: Hymenoscyphus albidus
Lineage: Eukaryota; Fungi; Ascomycota; Leotiomycetes; Helotiales; Helotiaceae
Source: the annotation of a GenBank genome assembly